AUGAAGGUCUCUGUCAUUUCUAUGCUCGUUUUGGGCGCAUCUUCUACGAUGGCCUUGCCAUACUGGGCCAGCAACAAAACGCAACAUGGUCUUGCGAUUCGCCAGGAAGCAGGAGCCGGUAAUGCCACAGAUGCUCUUUCUUCCAGUGUCGGUGCUACCUCGACCGAUACGACCAUCGUCAACCCUACAGGCGGCGCCAGUGCCACUGACAUUGCCACUGCGACCUCACCCGCCGCAACCGAAUCCGCGGGCGUUUCUGCCACCGAAACCGGCGCAGUUCCUACCAGCACUGGAGCACCCGGUAACGGAAACGGAAAUGGAACCGAGACCGCGACCGCGACUUCUCCCACAGCUCCUACCGAGACAGCUGCUCCCCCCGUCAGCAGCAAUCCUGCCAAUACGACUACUGGGGCUCCUGCCACCUCGACCGAGGCUGCUAAUACUGGUGCUGUCACGGUUACGGUUACAAAGACUGUGACUCGUAACGCCCAAGCUACUGGAGGUGGAAAGGGAGGCAAGGGCGGAAAGGGUGGAAAAGGCGGGAAGGGUGGAAAGGACGGUAAAGGUGGAAAGGACGGCAAAGGUGGGAAGGACGGUAAGGGAGGUAAAGGAGGCAAGGGCGGUAAUGGUGGAAAUAACUCUACUACCACAGCGACCCAGUCUGCGACCUCCACGGCCAUAAACGGCACUGCCACUGCCACCGCUACCGAGAGCGCCGCGACUUCAACAGCCAUCGCUACCGAAACAUCGGCUGCUGCCUCCGAGAGUUCUGCAGCCGGCACAGCCACAGGCACUGAGACCGGAGCUGCCCCCACUGCCAGCGCCACCGAGACCGCUGCUCCUGCGCCUGCUUCUUCUACCGGAGCCGGAGCCGCCCCGGCCGAGACGUCUGCCGCCGGCGCCAAGAAGCGCUCUUCCAACUGGGACCCUUCGACUCCCAAGAUGAUCAACAGGCGUUACUUCAAGAGUGCUCCUCCCCGCAUGAGGACCGUCCGCUUUGCUCGCCAGCACCACGCUUAG
Rhizoctonia solani is the source of this 1020-nucleotide messenger RNA. RefSeq lists its product as uncharacterized. The record is from RefSeq and is a predicted model, not a curated record. The transcript is spliced from 6 exons. Bases 1 to 1020 code for a protein of 339 amino acids. NCBI's taxonomy places the organism in Eukaryota, Fungi, Basidiomycota, Agaricomycetes, Cantharellales, Ceratobasidiaceae.